AUGGCUCAACCAAUCCCAAAGGAGGUCUGGAAUGACCAUAAAGAGGCCAUUGUGCGCCUUUAUAUACACGAAGAUCUGCCUCUGGACAAGAAGGACGCUCGCAACCUGAUUGACGUGAUGAAGAAUGACUACCAGUUUUCUGCCACAUCCGCACAGUAUCAGCGACAGUUCAAGAAAUGGGGCCUGACGAAGAAUCUAUCUCGAGAUAGUUGGGAGUCAAUCUUUCAGCACCUGGACCAGCCCGAUUCGCACAACACCAGCCAUCAACUGAGGUUGUCUGGGCGGGUCUUGAGCAAGAAAAGGAUCAAUAGGUCCCGGAGACAUGUACGGCCAAGCAACCGUUCCGCUCAGCAAGCGAGGGCCUCGCAGCUCAUGGCUUGCAACCCGCAGAUAGAGAUCACCGAGUUGGACGAUCUCCAGGCGGACACCCCCCUUGCAAGUCUUGGUGAGGUACCGGCACCAUUGCGAGACGGCACAAGCACCUCGAGGAUUGCGAACCCCUGCAGACGACCCGGUACACCCGAUGGCGAUCAUUAUCCAGAUCCUGAGCUAUUACAAUCACCACCGCCAAUAUCUCUGGAAAUUCCAUUCCUGCCCGUUUACGAUAGCUCGUGCUUUCAACCAUCAUCGACCACACCAUGUGUUCUUGGUGAUUUGGAGACAGCAGAAUCUUCACAGGGUAUUGCAGGAAUGAGCAGUCAUAUGCCGUUGCCAUCUGAGACACAACACGGUCAUGGAACCCACCGAAAACCUGUCAACCAUAACGGGCAUAUACCAAGCGAUAGGGAUCUACCCUCCAGGUCGACAAUCAAGUCGAUCUCAAAGUCCGUGACUGUUCAUACCUCAAGCCUUCAGCUUUGUGCAGAUCUUCAGAACAAAGCCGAACAUAAUCUCCAGUGGCCCCAGGUUUUCAGCCCAUGGCGCAAUGCUUCAUUCUCAAUAUCGCAGAAAAUACCACUCCCUAUUCUGGUAUCCAUAUGCCUUCAGAAGACCUUGUCUUCGCUGACACAAUUUGCAUUCCACUACUCUACGGACAAAAAUGAUUGCAUAGCUUUCAUCGAUGGCAUGGUCUCUACACUUCCGAUAGCAGUGCAAAAGUCGUCCAGCGCAUCCAACUACGACGAGGACAGUAGCGCGAUGUUCUUCAAGGCCGUGCUUUUCUCGCUGAUCAAUAAUUUCGCUGGCAUUGGCCACUUCUCCCCAGCCUUCUUUGUUGAGUUUAUUUGCAUUCAUCCUAAACUUGGGGGCCAUAUUAUGCGUGGCUUAGGGGCUUGGGAUCAAUUUGUCACCAGACCUCUUGCAGAAAACCUAUUUCGGUCUGCUGUGCUUGCCGGCCAAGUAGGCAUCAUUCGAACUAUUCUGCCUAUUUUGCAGAAUACUUUCCGUGUCGACCUGACCAGCCUAUUCUCCGAAUAUCUGGGGCUAAAGUGCACUCCAUUGGAGAUUGCGGCCAAGAUGCGAAGCAUUCAGACAUUGAAAGUUGUUCUACAAGCUGGAUUUGAUCCGAAUCAAUCAUGCCCUGGCAGUUUUACUCCAGGUGCGCUGGCAAGCUUUCUAAGUGAAUUCACUGAAGCGCUAUGUUCUCACAGAGAGAAAGACACAGAUAUUGAUAUCCUACGUCUUCUACUUCCCUAUCAUAAGAAUGGGCCUGGAUGUCUGCACAGAUUUGUCAAUAACCACCCUCAGCAUGUGGAAGCUAUGCGACUUAUUCUAAGCUAUCUUGCUCCAGAGAGUCACGACUAUGUCUUCUCUCGCAUCCUUCUUACUAUUCGCUUCACCAAUGAUGCAGAUACUGUCAUCAAUGUCUUGAAGUCAUGUCAAGAGCGAGGCUGCUUCGGACAGCACGAAAACUGGAGAAUAACCUUGGAAACCCUUGUACGCACUGCCACCGCCACUGACGAUUAUCCACUGGUGGAGUUCCUUCUAGAUAUUACAGAUUGCCAUAGUUAUGCACUAUCUACCGCAGUCAGGAGUGAAGAUGCUGACAUGGUGCAUUAUCUCUUGGGAAGGGGAUUUGACGUCGACCCCGAUCCCUUUGAUCCUUUCGAUCCUUUUUAUUCCACAUUAGAGUGGCGGUUCCCACCCCGGCAUCACAUUGGCGACAUAAUCAGAGCAGCCUUUCCACACAAUGGAGUGGUCGUCAUCACGCCCUUGGCACAGGCUAUAAGACUACAAAACUCUCAUCUGAUUCAGGAACUCGAGGAAAGGGGAGCCCUCAAUCACAUCUCCGAACCAGGUCGCUUCCGGGCGGCACUUAUAGCAGCGAGUGAGAUUGGCCACGAGGCAUAUGUUAGGAUGCUUUUGCGAAAGUGCCCGAAGCUCGAUGCCGCGAACUCGCAGGGUGCACUAUUGGCAGCUAUGGAGAAUGGGCAUACGUCGGUCGCCGUAAGGCUUUUCGAAGCGGGUGCUUGCCACAAUGACAGGUCUCGCUUCUGCCAUUUUCCACACGGUCUUCUAGACAGUGCUCUAGCAUCACAUGACGAUGUUAUGAUACAGCUCGCGUUCGAGUGCGAUAUAUCAAUCAAUGGUACGGCUUUCAGCAUCGCCCUCAAGGACCAGAACACUGAAUUAGUAGAUUUACUUCUUCGGCUUGGAAGUAUUGCUACGUACACCACCGACUUCUUGAACGACAUUGUCAAGCUAGGAAACAGGGAAAUUGUGAAAUUGCUUCUCGAACAUGGAUUUGAUCCCUUUGAACCCAUUGCCGGCGAACACACGGCAUUUGGAACAGCAGUGCUGUACGGGGAUCCCAUAAUGAUCGACAUCUUGCUCACAGCAAACCCAAACACAAGCUCAAGAACGUUGUUCUUCGAAGUUUUAUGCGAGAGCCCCCAAGAAAACAGGCAGCUGCUUAUCAACGCAUAUCUGAGCAAAUACGGGCAGAAUAUAUCCGGCUUUGGUGGUGACCAGUUCAUUCAAAGUUUCAGAAACAAGGACCCCGACCUAAUAAAAACCUUGCUAACUAUUCAGGCUGAUAUAAACUCACUGACGUCUUCCUGGCAUUCGGAUGCUUGGUCACCAUUUGGUUAUGCUGUCAAGCACCACAAUGAUGACAUGAGUCUCCUUCAGACACUCCUCGACGCUGGAGGGGAUCCCAAUUGUAUUGCAUGGCAGAGCGAGCGAGGUCGAACACUGGGACAAAAGACCGCAUUCCUGGUGGCGAUAGAUGCCUGUAAUGCGGAAGCUGUGAGAUUACUGGUCGAAGCAGGAAAAGCAGACGUGAAUAAGGCUCCGGGCAUGGGAAUCCUUCGUACACCCUUACAGGAGGCCAGUGAGACCAGUACCUUGGGCAUAGUCAAGCUCUUGCUGGAGUGUGGCGCAUUUGUGGACGGAUCUCCUGCGAUCAGAGGCGGUGCAACUGCUCUUCAGUUAGCCGCCAUUCGUGGACACAUUCCCAUCGCCGCACUUCUGGUUGAGAAUGGAGCGAGCAUACAUGCCCCUGGGGCAAAAGUAUUCGGCCGUAGAGCUUUCGAAGGCGCCGCAGAACACGGUCGUCUGGAUAUGCUGAAGUACCUUUGGGACGCAGCAUCGGGACGCGGCUUCAGCAUCAAAGAACUGGAGAGGGCAUCGGCCCUGGCUACAGAGCAGGGCUAUCCGGGAUGCGUGGAAUACAUCGAAGUACUCAGGAGCGGAUUGGCAUUUCUCUACGAGGACACUGAUCUCAUUGUUGACGAUUCUGUUUUGGAGCUUAUUGGAACGGAGCAACCAUGA
This is a messenger RNA of Thyridium curvatum, 3711 nucleotides long. RefSeq lists its product as uncharacterized. The record is from RefSeq and is a predicted model, not a curated record. Gene Ontology annotation, molecular function: protein binding. The coding region runs from base 1 to 3711 and encodes 1236 amino acids. NCBI's taxonomy places the organism in Eukaryota, Fungi, Ascomycota, Sordariomycetes, Thyridiales, Thyridiaceae. The transcript is spliced from 3 exons.